Messenger RNA from Gastrolobium bilobum, 1164 nucleotides. Its product is annotated as cysteine proteinase mucunain-like. The record is from RefSeq and is a predicted model, not a curated record. Gene Ontology annotation, molecular function: cysteine-type endopeptidase activity. Lineage: Eukaryota; Viridiplantae; Streptophyta; Magnoliopsida; Fabales; Fabaceae. Bases 1 to 1164 code for a protein of 387 amino acids. Gene Ontology annotation, cellular component: lysosome. The transcript has 4 exons.
AUGGGUCCGAAUAGCUCGGUCAUGGUCAUGGUCAUGGUCAUCUUGUUCAUGGUAUUCACAAUUUCAUUGGCCUUGGACAUGUCGAUCAUCUCCUAUGACAGAGCCCACAUUGGCGAUUCAGUAUGGAGGAGUGACGAGGAGGUCAUGAAUAUAUACGAACAGUGGCUGGUGGAGCAUGGCAAGUUGUAUAGCGCCUUGGGCGAGAAGGAGAAGAGAUUUGAGAUCUUCAAAGACAACCUAAGGUUCAUCGACGAGCACAAUGCCAAGAACCAGACAUACAAGGUUGGGUUAAACCGGUUUGCCGAUCUCAGCAAUGAAGAGUACCGAGCCAAGUACCUGGGAACCAGAUUUGACCCAAACAGGAACAGUAAGUUGGCCAAGACCAGAAGCAACCGUUACGCUCCACGUGUCGGUGACAAAUUGCCGAAAUUUGUUGAUUGGAGGAAAAAAGGUGCAGUCGUCCCGGUCAAAAACCAAGGAAGUUGCGGGAGCUGCUGGGCAUUCUCUGCAAUCGCCGCCGUCGAAGGGAUUAAUAAAAUAGUAACAGGCGAUCUGGUUUCACUAUCAGAGCAAGAACUCGUGGACUGUGACAGAAACAUUAACGCAGGAUGUGAUGGCGGACUUAUGGACUAUGCCUUUGAGUUCAUCAUCAAUAAUGGUGGUAUUGAUAGCGAGGAGGAUUACCCCUAUCGUGGUGUUGAUGGUAGAUGUGAUCAACAGAGGAAAAAUAAGAGAGUCGGUACAAUUGAUGAUUAUGAAACUGUUCCUGCCUAUAACGAGUUAGCCUUGAAAAAGGCGGUAGCACACCAGCCAGUGAGCGUUGCCAUUGAAGCAGCUGGCAGGGAUUUCCAAUUAUAUGUAUCAGGUGUAUAUACGGGAAGAUGUGGUACUGCAUUAGAUCAUGGUGUUACUGCUGUUGGGUACGGAACAGAACAUGGUGUUGAUUAUUGGACUGUGAAGAAUUCAUGGGGUAAGAGUUGGGGAGAGGGAGGUUAUAUCAAAAUGGAACGUAAUUUAGUUACAAGCAGAGCAGGAAAGUGUGGAAUUGCAAUUCUGGCCUCUUAUCCCAUAAAGAAGGGCCAAAAUCCCCAAAACCCUGGACCAUCUCCUCCUUCAUCCGUGAAAACACCCAAUGUUAUGUUUUUAGUUUCGAAGUUAUGUUGA